Messenger RNA from Cryphonectria parasitica EP155, 1661 nucleotides. RefSeq lists its product as uncharacterized. Gene Ontology annotation, biological process: polysaccharide biosynthetic process. Gene Ontology annotation, molecular function: acyltransferase activity, transferring groups other than amino-acyl groups. NCBI's taxonomy places the organism in Eukaryota, Fungi, Ascomycota, Sordariomycetes, Diaporthales, Cryphonectriaceae. The transcript has 2 exons. The coding region runs from base 276 to 1661 and encodes 461 amino acids. Gene Ontology annotation, cellular component: membrane. The record is from RefSeq and is a predicted model, not a curated record.
CUUAGAGUACUUACCAUUUACUUGGAUUGCUGCUGUUGCAUCAGCCGUCAAGGAACCUUGUGUCCUUUUUGAUGGAUUCGGAUGACAGAAUAAGCUUAUUUCCUAGAGUAUUAUUAUUAUCAUCAUCAUCAUCACCAUCACCAUCAUCCUCAUAUUAAUUGUUCCAUUUUCUCUUUUCAUUAACUUUUUUUGAGAUGCCAUUUGCAACAUUAUGAGGGACUUCAAGCCCUCGGUGAACGAUAGUAAUGCGACGCUGAUUCACCACAUCCUUUACCAUGCGCACUGCACACUCGCUCAUCUUCAACCUCAUCCACGUACUCACGCCCAGUUUCUACCGAGCCCGCUCGUCGCCAGGCACUGCUGCUGUAGCAGCUGCCGCGCAACAUCACGAUGACUCUCGGGACCCUUUAGCCUAUCUGCAUGGCCUGCGAGGACUGGCUAUCUUUCUGAUCUAUACAUCCGCCUUCUGCCUUCCUCUGCACCCCUUCGCACCCUCCGCCUCCAUCAUCAGGCCCAUCGACAGCGACGAUGACGGUGAGGGCAGCGAAGCCGUGGCCAGGAACCAAGUCCUUUCCUACCCACCCCUCUCCCUCCCCCUCCUCCGUCUCUUCCACAGCGGACCAGCCAUGAUCUCCAUCCUCUUCGUCACCUCCGGCUACCUCCUCACCGCGCCGGCCGUCCGCCUCGCGCGCAGGCGGGCCCACGACGACCUCCUCCGCUACUUCACCGCCACCUUAGUCAAGCGCACCCUCCACCUCCUCCUCCCCACCGUCCUCACCUCCCUCGCCACCCUCGCCCUCGUCUGUCUGCACUGGUACGGCCCAGACCGCGCCCUCGACCCCAGCGCCGUGUUCCCUGCCUUUGCGCAGCCCCUCCUCCCGCCCGACCACCCAGGCGGCCUGUGGACUGCCCUCCGCCACUGGGUCGGCUUCGUCUCGCGCGAGGUCCUCAGCCCCUUCGACUGGCGGCCCAUGUGGAUGAAGCCCGUGAGCCUGUACGGGCAGCACCUGUGGGUGGUCGCGUACGAGUUCCGGUGCUCGCUGGUGCUGGCGGCUAUCAUGGCUGUCACCCUGCGCAUGGAGUCGGCCCUCAAGCGCGCCGCGCUGGUCGUCGGCGUCAUUGUGUACUGCGCCGUGUGGGAGAGGGGAGACAUUGUGCUGUUCCUGGCCGGGCACAUGCUUGCGCUUCAUCAGGAGGCCGGGAGGCUGCAUGACUUUGAGGAUGAUGGGGAUGGGAAGAGGGGCGAGGGUGUGGAUGGGUUGCUGGCGCACGCGGCAGCCUGUGAUGUUGACCGGCCGCGCUCUUUGCCGGUGUAUGUGGCGUGGCUGGGGAGUCUUUGGCUCCUCUCCUUUCCCUCCUAUGAUGAGGCACAAGACAUACCCGGGUUCCAGCUCCUCGCUGCGACGGGCAUCUCCAAAGAAUUGUGGCACAGCAUCGGCGCGGUACUGCUGGUCUGGUCCUUGGGAAGACUGAGGCUGGUCAGGAGCCUGCUCCGCGCUGACCCUGUCCAGUAUCUGGGCCACAUCUCGCUGGCUCUGUAUCUGAUCCAUGAGCCUGUGCUGCAGUCGUGGGGAUGGUAUCUUACCGGCUGGCUCUUGAAUGGCGAGCAGACCACCUCGACCGCUGCAGUCCCGGCUCUGAAUUAUAUCGACACGCAAUAG